Fraxinus pennsylvanica is the source of this 1032-nucleotide messenger RNA. The record is from the annotation of a GenBank genome assembly. Lineage: Eukaryota; Viridiplantae; Streptophyta; Magnoliopsida; Lamiales; Oleaceae.
AUGGAUGAAAUUGAGGGAGGGACCUGUUAUUGGGCAAACAUGCCCCCAGAGCUAUUGAGGGAAGUGUUGAUGAAGAUAGAGGAUUCUGAAUCCAGUUGGCCCGCGAGGAAACACGUAGUGGCGUGUGCAGCUGUGUGUAAAAGCUGGAGGGAGAUAAUUAAGGAGUUGGUCAAAACCCUUGAGGUUUCUGGCAAAAUCACUUUUCCUAUAUCCAUUAAGCAGCCAGGUCCAAGAGAAUCUCUUAUCCAAUGUUUUGUAAAACGGAAUCGCGCUACACAAAUGCAUUAUCUUUACCUCAGCUUAAGUCAAGCUCUGGCUGGUGAUGGUAAGUUUCUUCUAGCUGCUCGUAGGUUUAGGCGCCCUGCAUUCACAGAGCAUGUGAUCUCUCUACAUCCUGACCAUAUGUUCAGGGCAAGUGGCUCUUAUAUAGGAAAAUUAAGAUCUAAUUUUCUGGGAAAUAAGUUUGUUGUAUAUGAUGCUCUGCCUCCCCAUGCUGGGGCUAAAAUUCUCCAAACUCGCUCCACUCAGAUGGUUGGCUUAAAACAAAUAUCUCCAGGAGUCCCUACUGGCAACUAUCCAGUGGCCCAGAUCAUGUAUGAGUUGAAUGUGCUAGGAGCCAGGAGUCCAAGAAGAAUGCAUUGUAUCAUGGAUUCAACUCCCGCUUCUGCCAUUAAACCUGGAGGUGUGGCUCCCAUACAGGUCGAUUUCCCUUUCAGCAAUGCCAAUUCCUUUCCAGCGAUCCCCUUUUUUUGGUCAAAGUCAAACGGAUUGGAUAAAUCCCUGUCUGCACCUUUGAAUAGCCAAAGAGAGGCAUCGCUUGUUUUGAGAAAUGAGGCUCCAAGAUGGAACCAGCAGCUCCAUUGCUGGUGUUUGAACUUUCAAGGACGGGUGACAGUUGCAUCAGUGAAGAACUUUCAGUUGGUGGCUUCUCCGGAGAAUGGAGUGGUUGGGGCAGGAAAUGAGAAGAUCUUCCUUCAGUUUGGGAAAUACUCAUGGAUGAUACACAUUGAGUGGGAAGUGAUUGUAUUGUGA